This is a messenger RNA of Topomyia yanbarensis, 1467 nucleotides long. RefSeq names its product cardiomyopathy-associated protein 5-like. The transcript is spliced from 3 exons. The record is from RefSeq and is a predicted model, not a curated record. Bases 1 to 1467 code for a protein of 488 amino acids. Lineage: Eukaryota; Metazoa; Arthropoda; Insecta; Diptera; Culicidae.
AUGGGUUGGUUUUCUGUCCUCGAGCGGUUUACGAAUACAAUAUUGCCGUAUGAAGCCAAAGUACCUACACUAGCUACACACAGCUUCGAAGCGGAAGGUUCGUUCAUCGACUCUGUGGUGAUACGAUAUUUGAAUUUUACUGAACGUAUUAUUAAUCUUAAAGCUGAAAUUGUUUUUACCAUAUUAGUUAUUUUAUCAAUGGCUGUGGCCAUUACGCUUGGUGCGGCCAUCGACAAACCGAUGAAAGAAGUGGACAUCAAGAUGGACGGUAGCGAUUCUAAACUACACGAAAAACGAGGACUUAGUGACUACAAAUAUGCGUUCGGACACCAAUCGGAAAUGCUGAGCGGAUUCAAGCCUUCUUAUGGUUACUUUUCCGGUGAUAAUCUGGAAGAUCAGAGACAUUUCGAACAUGAACUUUAUCAGACUCACGAUACUCACGACUGGAAGAAAGGUAAGACUACCUAUAUCACUAAAAAUGUUCCAGUACCCUACAAAGUUGAGGUAGAGAAGCAUACCAUUAUCGAAAAGAAGGUUCCAGUUCAUGUGGAUCGUCCAGUUCCAUACCGAGUCGAGGUUGAGCGCAAGGUUCCAGUCUACUACGAAACGAGAGUUCCUGUUCAUGUAGAUCGUCCAGUCCCGUACGAGGUUAAGGUGCCAUACCCAGUAGAGGUUGAAAAGAAGGUUCCAGUGUACGUUGAGAAAAAAGUCCACAUUGAUCGUCCAGUCCCAUACCGCGUCGAAGUGGAAAAGAAAGUUCCAGUCGUCGUGGAAAAGAAAGUGCCAGUCCAAGUUGAACGCUUUGUAGCCGUUCCAGUGGAAGUUAAAGUGCCAGUAGUCCACAAGGUUCAAGUCGAAAUUCCUAAGCCAUACACCGUUCGGGUCCCGAAGCCAUAUCCGGUGUACAUCGAGAAAGAAGUCAUCAAGCACGUUGACCGUCCAGUAACGGUAGAAGUUGAGAAACGGGUUCCAGUUCCUGUCGUCCAUAAGGUUGAGGUUCCAAAACCGUACGCUGUAUACAUUCACAGGCCGGUUCUAGCUGAGAAGCAACAUCAACAGCAUUAUAACCAACAUGAACAAGAACAUGAUGAUGAACCUGUUGCUCUCAAGUUGACCGGAUACAUUUCGGAACCAAUCAAUCAGGAACAUCAUGAUGGAGAGUACCAUUCUCACCAGCACCAACAACAACAACAUCACGCUCAUCAUGAUGCUGAACACCUGGUUCAGCACAAGGAUGAGCACGAUGCUAACGAAGAAUACCACACGCAACAUGAACAGCGUGAACACGAACUACAUGAGCAGCUGCAUGAGGUAGAUCAACAUGAGCAGCAGCACCAGCACCAGCAACAUCAUCAGUAUCAAAAUGAAGCUGAACAACAGCAGCAGCAGCAUCAGCACCAGAGUGAAGAUCAUCAUGAACAACAUCAUCACAUUCCGAUGCAUCAUAAGCGCGAAUCCAAGCAGUAA